UCAAGCUGUUAUCAAGUCGCAGAAGCCAAAGAGAAAUAUGAAAAUUGAAAUUUUCUUAGUGGUUACAUUGGCCAUUGUUGCAGGAGUAUUGGCCGAUACAAAAGUUCUACAUAAUGUGCACAUUGCAGAUGGCAAUUUAGUGCGCAAUGAAAAAAUCUCUGUUAACAAUGCCGAUACUCCAGAUGAAGAACUGGUCAUUGAUGGUUCCUACAGUCAUCGUUACGAACCAGUUCCUGGCCAAAAUACUCCCUACACUAUUGUUGUCAUCUAUGUGGCUGACAAAGAUGGUAAUCGUGUGAAAUAUACCAUACAGGUUGCUCCUCCAGUUUUAUCUCUUAAUCCAUCGACACUGAAAAGUCUAAGCGGUUAAGUGAAGCAGUAAAAUAGAAAUGGUUAACCACAAAAAAUAAGUUAAGAAAUCAACGAAUACAACAUAUUUAUAAAAGAUGA
Stomoxys calcitrans (stable fly) is the source of this 450-nucleotide messenger RNA. RefSeq lists its product as uncharacterized. The transcript has 3 exons. The record is from RefSeq and is a predicted model, not a curated record. The coding region runs from base 38 to 370 and encodes 110 amino acids. NCBI's taxonomy places the organism in Eukaryota, Metazoa, Arthropoda, Insecta, Diptera, Muscidae.